Durusdinium trenchii is the source of this 2871-nucleotide messenger RNA. The record is from the annotation of a GenBank genome assembly. Lineage: Eukaryota; Dinophyceae; Suessiales; Symbiodiniaceae.
GGCUCCAGUUUCUAGAGGUGGGGGGGCAGUGGUGACGCCAUGGAAUGGGAAUGUGAAAAGUGCACGCUGCGCAAUGAACCAGAUGCUUUGAAAUGCACAUUGUGCGAGGCAGACCGGCCAGAGCACUUUCCGAGCGGAGGGAGCCUUGAUACACCCCAGACCCCACAGACUCCGGGCAUAUUUUUGCCGCCAACAGCCGGAAGAGGGACUGCAGGAUCUACGCUUUUGCCUCCGCAGGGUACUCAGAACUUUGGGUCUGGCACACUGCCACCACAAGGCACUCUGAGUCCAAAUGCCAUGGCUGAUUUGAUGCCUUCACCGCCAAGCCGUCAACGAGCUCCUCACAGUCCAGAAGCUGAAAUGCCUUUCGGAGAGGGAUUGCAAAGCUAUGGCCAGAUGAGUCCGGCAGAUUCCAGUGUUGGAAAGAAACCAAAAAAGGCCAAAAAGGCAAAGGAUUCAAAGGCUUUGCCAGACAACACUGUUAAGAAUGAGCUUGCUUCACAAGAUUUGCAGCAAGACCUUGGUCGACAAGUCUUACCUGAUUUCAUCCAGAAAGAGGAGCAUAUCCCUACGUACUUCCCUAUAGGUGCCAGCCCGGGACCCAUGCAAGGCAGUCUGACAGGAAGCAAGGUCCUACUGCGUAUUCUGCGCGCCUACGAUCUUAGAAAUACUGACCUUGGCAUUUUGCCCAGCGAUGCUUCGGAUCCAUUUGCCAUAGCAAGAAUUGGAUCGAAAGAUGUCAAAACCCAUGUAGUCGAAAACAGCUUGAAUCCCGUGUGGGAUUCGCAAUUGUUUGCCUUCCAAUUGGCAGAGGAUGUGGACCCUGUGCUGAAGUUGGAGGUGUUCAGCUCCAAUCACUGGCAUGCAAACGACAGCUUGGGCCAGCUUGACGUCCCCAUAAGGAGCCUUGUCCCGGGUGAAGUUCACACAGUGACUUCGAUGCUGCAUGAAGAAGUUCCUCGCGAGGACGGUAAGCGCGCUCGAAUUCAAAUUGAAGUUCAGCUGCUGUGCGACGACCGGUAUGGGCCUCCACGUCAGCAGCCGUUUGCCAAGAAGCCUUUCCAACAAUUCGCCCUCACAGAGAAAAAGAAGAAGGAAAAUAUGGUGCCAUUGCCAUCCUUUAAAGGUUUGGGCCCGGAAGCUGUUGCACGCCCUGCUGAACAACUAAAGCUGGCCGAGGUUGGCGAGGCACGUCGUGUCAACGAGUAUGAAUCUUUGGCCUGCCACCUCGGACAAUAUGAUUAUUCAGGGCCGCCUCCAUACUACCCACGACAGGAAAUCAUCGACAAAAGGCAGUGGAAAGACGAUCCCUUCUCAGAAUGGCGGCGAGAUCUCAACCGAGCGGAGCGCAAAGCAACAGCCCAAGAGGUGAACGAUGCGUGGAAGAAUGACCCAUUCCAUUGGAUGCGUCCAAGCCAGGGAAAUGGAACUGAGGGGAACAUUGAACUUCUUCAGGAAGCCCAGGUUGCUCGACAUCUCAUGUCGUUGCCAUCAUUCUCUGAAGUCCCUGUGCGAAGGUUCAACGACCAUCGGGAGUAUGUUCAGAGUGCAAAUCAACAUGUUGCACAUGGCUACCAGCAUCCGGAGAUUCGUGGUAGAGAGGACAUUACGUCCGGGCUUGACCAGUGGAAGGAUGAUGCUUUCUUCGGCUGGUUGCCCGGACGAGGAGACCAGAUGGCAGAGACCAAGUUGCGGCGCCCGCUUCAGCAAGCCCGUUUGGCUCGCUUGCCUUCGUUUGCUGAAGGCUCCAAGGAGCUUGCAGGAGUGACAGGCAGAGGCAUUGGUGUCCUGACACUGUGGGUCAAUGGAGCAGCACAGUUAGCAUACAGUGUUGGUUCCGGUUUGCACGGAACGCCAAGUCCAGCCGUAAAGGUUCCACUCAGAAGUGAUCAAGGCACUUCAAGAGCACCACAAGAAAAACUCACGGCGACAAUUCCCAAGGAUAGCAAUCCCAAGUGGAACUCGCCACCAAUGACGUUUGAAAUCAACUCGCUCAUGGAUGUGUUGGAGCUUAACGUGCUGGAUUGGGCAAAUCCACGGGGAGAAGAGCAUCUUUCUCAACAUUUCUUGGGGCGCACCCAGAUGCAGAUCCAAAGAAUAGUUGAAGCUUUGCACAGAGCCAAGAAUCCAACGAAACGGUUGCCGUUCCGUGAGCCUUUGGACGGAUCUCCAAACCAAGCCUUGAUUGACUUCGAUUGCCUCUACGAGUCGUACGACACAGAGGUCCAAUCGCCCGCUUGGCGGCAAGCAGAGCCAGGUCAGCUUAGCUGGCAGUCUUUGCCAAAGAGCCGAUACAAUUCACAGAGCCGCGACCGAGAUGGACGCGAGGGCCAUGGAAUUCUCUCUGUGCGUGUCAUUGCCGCGUACAACUUGAUCAAUACUGACACUGGCUUUUUUGGGGACGUCUCAGAUCCCUAUGUAACUAUACGCUUGGAGAGCCAAAGCGAGAAGCAGCAAAAGCGCACACACACAAUCAACAACGACUUGAACCCCAGAUGGAACACAUCGCCUUUUCUUUUUCCAAUCGAGAUGGCCGAGGAUCAGCUACUCCUGGAAGUUUGGGAUGAAGACAUGAUGCAGUCAUCAGACUUUCUCGGUCGGAUGAAAAUACCGCUGUACAAGAUUGUUCAUGGGCGAGCCAACCAACCCAUUCUAGUGCGAGACCAGUUGCAGGAUAUUCAAUCGGGCGAGUUGGAAGUUGAGAUUGGUUUCUCUCCGGGCUAAGUUCAUUUCGGGCUGUUUCUGCAGCAGCAGCCAAUGCACACCAUGCCUUCGCUGUACAUAUCAGCAUGUUGGCGUUGGGGCGAAUAACAAGUUUCGACCCAGCUUGAGGAAUGAACAAAGAAACUUCGCGCCUAAUUAAAUGCCCGG